UCUGACAAGACUUUUAGGAGGGUAUCUGAACCAUCCCUAUUGUCAGCAAGUGCUGGGGAGUUUCAUGCUUUGUCACUACUGAAUGUGGGAGGAGGAAAUAACCGAUUGUGGAAACCUAUAAAAAGAAAGGAGCUGAGAUCAUAAAAGAGUGAAGAGAAAAGGAGGAAGCCAGGAAGAGGCAGCAGAAACACAUGGAGUGUGCAAGCUCUCAGUUGCUUGGAAUGCAAAGCAGGGGCAUGCUGUGGGCAUUUUCCCCACUUUCCAGGGCAGCUCUCCCUCACUGAAUGGAAGCACUAAGCUGGCUCCCUCUGCAAAGGCACCUUGGCUGCUGGGCACACCUUGCUUAUAUUGACUUUUUAGGACAGAGGACUAAACUGCCUGGACUGGUGUUAUUUCACUGAGCAAUUAGAUGUAUCACACAAAGUUACAUCUGCAACUUGGGAUAUGUUUAAACUGUACACCUUGAAGGAGUUAAGAAGGUUGAUUUUGCUUAUGGACUUCUGACCCAGCUUGCUUCAUUCAUCUCUUCUCUCCUUGGUUAUUCAUUAAAGGCACAAAGCAAUAACUUUAGUGCUGCAGCUUUUAGGCACUGGGGCAUCUGUUGACGACUGUGAGAGCUGCCAAUUAGAUCUGCUAUUCGUUUUUCCCGAGUGCUGAGAUGAACAUGGUUUUGCUGGGAAUGAAUGGGGAGUGCUGUUGCCUGCUACCUUUACUGGCUGCGGUGCUGAUGGUGGAAAGUUCCCAGUUAGAUGUAACCAGCUCAAAGAUUAAUGCCAUCAAGUCGGUCCUGCUGGUGCAGACUCCCACAGCAGCCACCAACAAAUCUGCAAGUAUCCAUCACGGAGUCUCACACAAGAAAGGGAAAAACAAUGGGCAGACAUACCCUUGCAUAAGUGAUAAGGAAUGUGAAGUUGGAAGGUACUGCUACAGUCCUCACCAGGCACCAUCUUCCUGUAUGUUAUGCAGGCGAAAGAAGAAACGAUGCCAUAGAGAUGGCAUGUGUUGUCCUGGCAAUCGCUGCAACAAUGGCAUUUGCAUUCCUGUUGCAGAAACCAUCCUGAGUCCUCAUAUCCCGGCACUUGAGACCAGCCCAAAAAAAAAUGGACACAUCUCUAACAAGGAUCUUGGAUGGCAAAAUCUUGGGAAACAUCACUCAAAGAUUCCCCACAUAAAAGGACACGAAGGAGACCCUUGUCUUCGAUCAACUGACUGCAUUGAAGGUCACUGCUGUGCUCGACACUUCUGGACAAAAAUCUGUAAACCAGUUUUGCACCAAGGGGAAGUAUGCACCAAGCUGAAAAAGAAAGGAUCUCAUGGCCUGGAGAUUUUUCAAAGAUGCGACUGUGCAAAAGGGCUAUCUUGCAAAGUAUGGAAAGAUGCCACCUACACUUCAAAGUCAAGACUUCACAUUUGUCAGAAAAUAUGACAGCUUGUUUAGUUGAUACGACAAGACUAGAAGAUUGCAGAAUUGGUACAUAUAAGGCUGGGCCAAAAGGACAUUGGUACUAAAGAUAAACACUGAACUGAAAGUCAAUACAUUUGGACUGGAGUAUUUAGGGCUUGUAUGUGUAAAUAAAACUGUUUGAGAGAAAGGAUAUUCAUAAAAGACUUACAUUUAAUAUUUUAACAGUGCAUGCCCACUGAUUUUACAAAAAUGUAUGAGCUUUAAUAAUGUAGACAUAAUCUAUGUUUGAGCAUUUUUCUAAAUGCUUGAAAAGCACACACAAUGUCAUACUUAUUCAUUUACUAGCUAACACAAGUACACCAUUCAUGGGGUGAGGAAACAAGUGUUCUUUUUCUUAAAUGCUUUGAUGCAUGUGAAUAUGUGAUACUACGUUCAAAGGCAAUAAUAUCAUGUAAAUGGAUGGAGUGCAUUGAACAAGGCACAAUAAAUUGCUAGAUGGCAACACACCAAAUACAACCCUUAAAAACAGAAUGCAAUUUCCACUGUACCUUGAUUUUACAUUGCCGGAUAAAAAAAACUUCCUGCACUAUACACUUUAUUUAUACGCAACAAAUAACACAAACUCCAUUUAUUUUUCCUUUAGGUUUGUAUUUCCCCUUAAUUUACUAUGUAUUUACCUUUGUAAAAUCAAGGUUUUAAUGUGCAGAAUAAAAUACCAUCGUUACAACAUUUUAAUAUAUCAGUUGGAUAUUUUCAUCAAUAAAAUCUUGUUAUUCAGCGUUAUGGAGAGGAGCACAACUCUGAUGUCUUUUCCUGCUUUCCCUAUACUGUAAACAAUACUUCAUACAGUUAAACAAAAAAAAGGAGCAAAGCUACCAUGUUUAACAUUUCAUGUUUGUUAUUUGUUUUUGUCCUAGCCUUACAAUAAAUCUAUUUCAUAUUUGUAAAAUAAAAUGCAUUUUCUCUCUGAA
Messenger RNA from Xenopus laevis (African clawed frog), 2376 nucleotides. It is a transcript of the gene dkk2.S, whose product is annotated as dickkopf WNT signaling pathway inhibitor 2 S homeolog. Gene Ontology annotation, molecular function: receptor antagonist activity; co-receptor binding. The record is from RefSeq and is a predicted model, not a curated record. Lineage: Eukaryota; Metazoa; Chordata; Amphibia; Anura; Pipidae. The transcript is spliced from 4 exons. The coding region runs from base 659 to 1426 and encodes 255 amino acids. Gene Ontology annotation, biological process: negative regulation of Wnt signaling pathway; negative regulation of canonical Wnt signaling pathway. Gene Ontology annotation, cellular component: extracellular region.